Molecule: messenger RNA, 1395 nt
Organism: Owenia fusiformis
Lineage: Eukaryota; Metazoa; Annelida; Polychaeta; Sabellida; Oweniidae
Source: the annotation of a GenBank genome assembly
CUUUACUAUGAAUCAGUCAAUUAAGUGAUACAUCCAUUGAAAUAGUAUGAUUGAGAAAUAUAUAAACUCCAUCUUUGAGGCAUUAAAAACACCCAAAAUGGUUGCCGUUCUUUGGAAGAAAUUCCUCAAGAAUUAACGUGGAAUGUAACAAACAUUGCGACAAAUCCAAGACAUUUGUGGACUAUUUGGAAAGAUGAUUAUCUCGACUAUCGACAACCAAUAGAUGGGAGAUAAAAAGUGUCCAGUUUACGUAGGAGCUAAGCCGGAUGUGAAAUUUCAUGAUUCAUGACUCCACUUCCGUUUGAUUUUUUAACUUUUUGUUCUGAUUUCACAAGGUUUGAUAGUAUUGGAAUAAUUCAAACUGACGGAUUAAAAUAAAAUAACUAAAUGAAAUGACAAGUUGUUGAACAGCCCAUUCACUUGAUCGAUCAAAUUCCUAAAAGUGGCACAAACAAAUUUACAACAAGUAAAAUGAGGGAAUACAAAGUUGUAGUUCUUGGGUCAGGAGGAGUCGGCAAAAGUGCCCUGACGGUAAAAUUUGUAUCGGGAACAUUUAUGGAAAAAUAUGACCCGACAAUUGAAGAUUUUUAUAGGAAGGAAAUAGAAGUUGACCACGCACCAUCAGUGCUAGAAAUUCUUGAUACAGCUGGGACUGAACAAUUUGCAUCUAUGCGGGACUUAUACAUCAAAAAUGGACAAGGCUUUGUUGUAGUCUAUAGUAUAACAAGCGUACAGACAUUUCAGGAUAUAAAAACAAUGCGAGAGCAAAUAAUUCGGGUUAAAGGAUUUGAAAAAGUGCCGAUUAUACUCAUUGGAAAUAAGUGUGACUUAGAGCAUCAGAGAGAGGUGCGUCAUGCUGAUGGACUUGCCCUCGCUCAAACAUGGGGAUGCCCAUUUAUGGAGGCAUCGGCAAAGAAUACUCACAAUGUAAAUGAAGUUUUUAUUGAAAUUGUACGAGAAAUGAGCACCAGUCCCGUAAAGGAAAGCGGAGAAUGCUGUUGUACUAUACUAUAGUGAUUACUAGUAGUAAAAGUUAACCAAAUAUAAGGGAACCAAACAAUGUAUUCAGCAAUAUUCUCUGACAUCACCAUGGUAACAAUAACCACAGGAACCACAGCAAUUGUAUAUCACUGGUAACAACAAUACCAACAACAAUAGGAAAGUAACCAAGUCAACAAUCUGAAUAGUAACAACAGCUAUAGUAUACCAGUAACCAUAGCAACCAUACAACUAUAUGGUGGCAGCACUUGUUAUGGUAUCAUUUAACUCAGUGACCAUUAAUCUCCAUGGUAAACAAACAUUAAAUGGAACAAUAGGAAUCAUUGCCAAUGACAACCAUAUGUUCCAUGGUAACCAAAACCAACAACCAAAUAUGGUUUUAAAUAUUGGUAUGGC